Molecule: messenger RNA, 1326 nt
Organism: Sorghum bicolor (sorghum)
Lineage: Eukaryota; Viridiplantae; Streptophyta; Magnoliopsida; Poales; Poaceae
Exons: 5
Coding region: 264-1103 (279 amino acids)
Biological process (GO): transcription initiation at RNA polymerase II promoter
Cellular component (GO): transcription factor TFIIE complex
Source: RefSeq, a predicted model, not a curated record
GGAAAGGCUCGGCAAAAGCAGUCCAAGUCCACCAAAUCAGGUUCAGGUGAGAUCGAGGUCCUGCUCCACUAAACUGAGCUUCCCUCCGCCGCCGCCUUGCCCUGCAUUCCUCGUCCCUUGUAGCGACGAGGAGGAACAAGAUGCGUCGUCCUUCAGGGUGAUUCCCGAAUCCCGACGAGGAAGGGAGAGCUCACGGUGGCGGCGGGAGCAGCAAUGGCGAAGGCGAUGGAUGAGUAGAGACGCGAGAAUCCGUGUCAGAAUAGAUGGAUCUCAAGGAUAGCCUCUCCAGAUUUAAGCAACAGCAGGAGAGAUGCCAGUCAUCUUUGGCGAGCAUAGCUGCUUCGAGCUCAAAGCCAAAGCACAGGGCCCAACCAGCACAUGCUCCCAACGUUCCAGCAAGGCCAUCACAACCUGUUAAGUUUUCGAAUGAUACAGAAAGGCUGCAGCACAUCAAUUCGAUUAGGAAAUCUCCUGUCGGAGCACAGAUCAAACUUGUCAUUGAACUGCUUUACAAGACAAGACAAGCUUUUACUGCAGAACAGAUAAAUGAUGCAACUUAUGUCGAUAUCCAUGGUAAUAAAGCUGUCUUUGACAGCUUGAGAAACAACCCCAAAGUAAGCUAUGAUGGGAGGCGUUUCUCUUACAAGUCCAAGCAUGACCUGAAGGGAAAAGAUCAACUGCUUGUUUUGAUUAGGAAGUUCCCAGAAGGUCUUGCUGUUGUGGAAGUGAAGGAUGCAUAUCCAAAUGUAUUGGAAGAUUUGCAGGCUCUGAAGGCUGCAGGUGAGGUUUGGCUGUUAUCAAACAUGGACUCCCAGGAGGACAUUGUAUACCCUAAUGAUCCAAAAGCGAAGAUCAAGGUUGAUGAUGACCUGAAGCAGCUCUUCCGUGAAAUAGAGCUACCACGUGAUAUGGUCGACAUAGAGAAGGAGCUACAGAGAAACGGUUUCAAGCCCAUGACCAAUACUGCCAAACGACGAGCAGCUGCCCAGAUCAAUGGCGUGAAACCCAAGGCUAAGCCCAAGAAGAAGCAGCGUGAGAUCACAAAGCGGACCAAGCUCACGAAUGCCCAUCUGCCUGAGCUGUUCCAGAAUCUCAACACUUAACCUUGUUACAAUCGUUGAUGACUCAAAGAGGGUUCAUGUUACUCCUAUGUAUUGCUAUGUUGUGUGUACAUGUAAUGCUACCCCUGUAUGUUGUACGGCUUAUGGGCUCUACAAAUUUGUAUCUCAAGAUUCUGGAUGAUAUACUUACGCAUUCUGACAUAAUAGAAUGCAAAACCUCAAGAUUUUCCUUAUUUUUAAUUUUUAUUUUAUCUUAAUUACAACA